AUGAACAACAUCGACUCGCACCCCCGCCUCCUCUCCCUCAGCACGCCCCCCUCCUCCUCGCGCCCCUCCUCCAUCGUACCCACAACCCACACGCCCUCGCCCCGCCGCAGCCACGACUCGCAGCACGACGCGCACCACUUUGCGCACCUGUCCGCGCACCUGCACUCCACCAAGGCGGAAUCCGGGUUCCAAACGUCGCUGCGGCGGUUGUGGAGUGGCGUUAAGGAGGUUGCGAGGGAGCAUCAUAGGAGUGUGAAUGCGGCGUAUGAGGCGACGCAUGGGGCGGGGGCGGGGGUUAGGGGGGUUGUGGGGGUGAGGGUUUGA
Messenger RNA from Boeremia exigua, 324 nucleotides. RefSeq lists its product as uncharacterized. Bases 1 to 324 code for a protein of 107 amino acids. The transcript has a single exon. Lineage: Eukaryota; Fungi; Ascomycota; Dothideomycetes; Pleosporales; Didymellaceae. The record is from RefSeq and is a predicted model, not a curated record.